AUGACAUUUCUAUGGGAAUGUUUCAUGAUGCGAACACCGAUAUCUUUGACAUUAUUUUUAAAUGCGGCUUCGAUACCGACAGUAGUCAUUGAGCGGGCUAUCGCUACGUAUUUCUCAUCGAGAUACGAAAAUUUUGGGAAAAGUAUCGCUGUUAUACUCAUCGUAAUGCAGUUAACCAUUGGUAUCGGCAGUUUCCUAUUUAUGAGUAGUAAUUUCAAAUUGUUCGAUUCAGAGAAAGUGGUUUAUUGUUCGACGGCGAAUAAAGAAAACGCACUAAAAUCUGCUGCUGUCCUAGGCUUUUAUGCGACCAUCGAUUCUAUCUCUGCUUUAACAUUCCCAGUUUUAUUUUGCAUUAAUAAGGCAAUUUUGAUUUAUUACUUACAAAAACAUUCACCAACAAGUUAUCUAAUGAGUAAAUUGAUGUAA
Brugia pahangi is the source of this 426-nucleotide messenger RNA. Lineage: Eukaryota; Metazoa; Nematoda; Chromadorea; Rhabditida; Onchocercidae. The record is from the annotation of a GenBank genome assembly.